Messenger RNA from Bradysia coprophila, 3650 nucleotides. Its product is annotated as protein daughter of sevenless-like. Gene Ontology annotation, cellular component: cytoplasm. The record is from RefSeq and is a predicted model, not a curated record. Gene Ontology annotation, molecular function: signaling adaptor activity. Gene Ontology annotation, biological process: signal transduction. Lineage: Eukaryota; Metazoa; Arthropoda; Insecta; Diptera; Sciaridae.
CGUCGUCGUUGGUUCAUUCUUCGUCAGGGUGAAAUACCAGGCCAAUUUCAUCUGGAGUACUACACCGAUCGAAAUUGUCGUAAAUUGAAAGGAAUGAUUGAUUUGGAUCAAUGUGAACAAGUCGAUUCUGGUCUACGGCUCGAGCAUAGAAAACAGAAAUUCCAGAAUAUGUUCGAUGUUAAAACACCGAGACGUACAUACUACUUAGCUGCUGAUUCCGAAGCCGACAUGAACGAUUGGGUGGCAUGCAUAUGCCAAGUGUGCAAUUUACAAGAUUUAUCGAACAAAGGAACGAACAGUGAUACCAACCGGCAAUAUUACAAUGUGGGAAGCGAGGCAGAAUUGAACAAACCGACAGAUCAACGCACAGUCAUAUCGUCGCAGCCGAAUGUCUCGUCCCAUUCAAAUAAUCGAAGUGAUCAAUCAUACGACAGUUCAUCGAAAUCCAAUUCAAUGUACUCGAAUCGCGAGACUAUGCUUUGCGAUGUCCCAUUAUCAGCUGGUGCAUCUCAUCAAAACAAUGACAGUGUAAACUACUACAAUUUUGCAGCCAUCGAAAAUGAAAUUACACGAAUUCAAGCGGUCGAGCGAUCCCAAUCGGUUCGUAUUCCCAGCACACCCAGUGAACAAUCAAAUGGUUUUCCUUCUCACACAAGAGCUCAUUCUCUCGUUGAAAUGAAGCCAACAAUUGGGAAUGCGAGAAAAAUUCCAGAAAAUCUUAAACUAUCUGAGUGUCAUGUGCUGGACAAUUCGGAACCGUCUCCAGCAUUGAGUACAAGCUCUGGGCCGUACAUUCCGAUUAGUGAAUGUUUUUCGGGCAGUCCGGGAAUGUUUGACAUGAGCAAUCCGGCUACUCCACUAAAUUCUUUGGAUCCGAAAUUCUAUGAUACUCCUCGAAGCCAUAUCAAUAUUGGACUGAAUUUAACCAACGAUCAGCCAUAUUCACCGAAAAGGAACAAUUGUCCACCGUCGCAGCCUCGACCAAGAAGUGGACGAUCGAGUCCUACAGACUCUGAAUCCGUGUUCACGGACGACGAAGAUUGGACGACACAUCAAUCACCACAUGGUCCAUUAGAUCGCAGUCUUCGACCAUCGGAUAGUUCCAUUGAAAAUGAUUCCAUUGUCAUCACAUACACACAUCGCUUUUCUAGAUUACCAAACGACGAAAAAACGACCGACAAUGAUCACGUUGUUGAGAAGCGUAAAAAAUCAGUUCCGUCUCGACCUCCGAAACGUAUAAGCAAAUUGCUGCUUGAAGGAGUUGAGGAACGGAAUAAAGAGAUUCAUUCGUCAGACACGGAAAAUGCGUCGCCGGCUAUUGGACCAAAAGAUAUUAGCUGUUGUGUAGAAGACAGUUAUGACAUUCCUCGAUCACAUCAGAUGCCUUACUAUAAUUUAAAUGAAAAUAAUUCAAUUUCUCCGACAUUGCUCGAUCGCGACCAAAUAACAUCAUCAACGCCGAAUCUAACUACGGAAAUGGCUACAUCGAAAAUUCCAAACAGAUCUCAUUUCUAUUCGAAUGCCGCGCCAUCCAAGGUGGAUAGCAAUGUUUUCUGUUAUGAUUUCGUUGAUCAGGAAAACGCCCCGGUUGUGAAUAGAGGUCUGAAACCAAAGCCAGUUGAAAAUAAACCAGCCGAUAGUAAAGAGCAACCGGAUAUUAAUCAAUCAGCAAAGCGCAUAUCAACAUCCUCAUUUCAUUUAGAAUUGAGACCACCACCUUGCGACCGGAAAUUGAAGCCGAGCACUCCGAAGUUCGACACCCACUCACUACGCCGAAAAGGUGGUCCAAUGUCGCUAUCAACAGAUACCGGCAUAUAUUCGAAUCAUUCAGAAAGCCUUUCGAAAACUCUUCCACGAAACUAUAACAAUUCAUCAGCAUCAUCGUCGCUUACACUUACAAAACAAAUGAUUCCACAGCCGCAGCAACAAUCUCAAGCAAAACCAGUCGGCCAUUUAGAGUAUUUUGACUUAGAUCAUUCGAACCCUCCAUCCAUUUGCACCACAAACAGUUCAAAAGCGAAUUCAACAAGCACAUCGAAUUUAUCCUUGGCAAACCGAAGCAAUCCAACGUUUGCUAAGGCAGUACAACCGGAUCCGAGUGGAGUCGUUUAUAAAUGCGUUGAUUUUGUUAAAACAGAAGCCAUUAAACGGACAAGACAGGAUACUGAAAAGAAUCGCAAUGAAAAGAAAACAUCAAACAAAGAUUAGACAAGGGCACCGAAGCCGCAGCGUGCAAUGAGUGAAAAUUCAAGUAUUAAGUUGUUAUGAUGCUAAUGUCAUCCACAUAUGGCCUAGUCAUGCGAUUAUUGUUUUUAUUUUACAACCGUGUUGGUUCGAAAUAACUGGGAAAAUAUGUUUCCAAUAGCUUUGAAUAGAAACCAACAACAACUUUGCAUGAUAUUAAUGGUUUGAAUUGGUUUUGUUAUCUUCAAUUAAGUGCAACUUUUAAGAAAAAAAAGUGAGAUUUCAAUGAACUUUUAAUUGUUACGUGAUUUUCGUAAUAACACUUAUCAAUCCGUUUACUUUGGACAUAUUAAAGAAUGAGAAUAAAACUUUAGGUCAUCCGCUACCACAACAUUGAUUUGUUCAUUUCUAUUUACCUAUUGUUCCAGAAUAUUAUAUAACUGGAGAUUAUUCAUCUGCACAACGACGACAAUUUCUGGUUUUUGUUCUCUUACAACAAAACGCAUGAUAUAAAAAUUGAAGUCGUAGAUUUCGUAUCAAACGCUUUGCACAAAUGAAGUAACAGAUUUAUUGAUUUUGUUGCGUUACGCAUAUCCGGGAUCUGAAUUGGCAGCAAGAGUAGAGAUUAGAAAUAGUAAUAUUGCUCUCUAAAAUCCAACAUAUUUUCUGAUUUAAGAGUUGUUGUGGAUUUUGUAAUUGUUCACACAUAAAUUUAAUAUAACAAAUGAACGUCUAGAUUCAAUGUUUUAGUAUUUUGUUGUAAAAUAAAAUCACAAACCACAACUACCCCCAAGUCAGAAAAUAAUGUCGGAUUUAAUUUUUCCGCGAGUGUAUGAACCGUAAAUGAAUCAGUAAUCGCAGUGAAGAACAACGAUUGUCAUAUUUAAUUUUUGACUGGACAUUGUAUUUCAAGUUAGAAAAGAAAAUAUUUAAAAUAAUUAUCUUCCUAUAUGCCUUAUUAGACGAUAAGUUCAUUUAUUCAAAUAUUAAUUAUUUACACAAACACACAAAAAAACUUUACAUUCUAAAGUAUUUAUGAUCUAUUUUUACGUUAUAGUGAACCUAAAAACUUUUUAUUAUUCUAGAAGACAAAACAAAACAAAAAAAAAGGUUUUUUAGAUCGGAAAGAUAUCUUCUACAUCCAAAUAUUAAUUAUUGUGAUUAAAAUGAAUUAAAUUAGUGUCUUAAACAUUGACCUUUUUAAAAAAGUAUUUCGAUUUCCAUUUUCGUUUGUCAUAUACUUUCGUCAUACAAAGCAAUUAAUCAUUUAAGCUUUACUGUUAGAAGCUCAUUAACCGCAAUUAUUAUUUUUAAGCAAAAUUUUCGUCAGUAUUUUUUGUUACUGAACUUUUUUUAUUUUAAUUUUAUUUUCUAUGCUAACCACGAAAAUAUUUUGUAGAAUAAAUUGAAUAUAUUUAUUGAUUGAGCUCUACAAUAAAUUAUGAAUAUGAAAAAUAUUGUCAAAA